AUGCCGAAACCAUCGCAGCUCUGGCUUCUCAAUCUGAAGAAGCAGAAGCUGUACACCAAGGCUCUCGUGGUUGCCAGUAUAACGGACCAUGUCGAGGCGCAUAAGCCCAGCGACUCGUCCAAGAAAGCCUAUUUCAGCAGCUUGUACCCGGAUUCGAAGAUUUUCAGUGAUGGUCCACGAUUCAUGACCGUAGGUAAAUAAAG
Molecule: messenger RNA, 203 nt
Organism: Soboliphyme baturini
Lineage: Eukaryota; Metazoa; Nematoda; Enoplea; Dioctophymatida; Soboliphymatidae
Source: the annotation of a GenBank genome assembly